CCCGGGGAGACCGCCCAGGGCUGCUGAGUGACCCGGGAUGUCAAACCCACCCACCUGAGAAUCCCUUAGCGGGAUCUUGCCCGCGGAGAAUGGUAUCCAGAGCCCACAAACCGCCGCCUCGGCGCGUGCUGCGAUAGGAAGUGUUCCCGUGAUGACCAAUCAGCAGCGACAAGCCGUUUUAACGUCCCUCCCCCUUUCACCCACUGCCCUUUAGUUUCGUCCCUCCCCCCACUUUAGCAGUGCGUCUGCGCUUUGAGGCCCUUCCGGGACUCCGUCCACCGCGCGCCCAGCUGGGGGUCCGGCGGUAACCCGCCUCCAUGAUAUGGCAGGCUCAGAGGCUGAGUGGAUAAUCGUUGCCAAUAACCUUCUUUUGAAAUGUCAUAUACACCUAAGGAUACGAGAACUAGAAGAUUGUGAUGCUAAUGUUUUUAUUGCCCUUUACCAAUCCAUUUUGGGAGAAAAGGUACCAGCUUUUUUUUCCCACAGAGCCUCAUAGCUAUUCCCAGGAGUCAAGAGGAUGAAGCUCACAAUGUACAAGCAGUAAUUGAUUCACUGGCCUUGGAUUACCUACAAGUCAGCUUGUCUCACAUAACAGGAGAAAUAUAGUGAGAGGAGAUAAAGAAUCUAUUAAGAAUCUGCUAGAAAUAUUUGAUGGGUUGCUGGAGUAUCUUACAGAACACAUCAGUGAGACAUCUCAUGAGAAAAGUCCAACUUGAUAUGGCAAUAUUACCUAGAGCUGAGCAGAUUCUUCAAAAUGCCAGUUAAUAAUGGUGAAACUGGACAGAGUUUUAAAGAAUCCCAUCAAGGAGAACUUUUGGAAGAGCCAGAAAGUACUAAGGAAUCCAAGUCAUCAUGGAAAAGGGUUUCUUUUGAGAGGUGCUCCUUGUCAUCUGAGGCUUUGGGCCCCUCUUGGGAUGGAGAUGAAACAGAAUCCACCGGUGAAAUAAUUAGACUGGGAGACACGGCACACACCUUUUCUCUCAGAAGUAAUGGUGCCGAAGGCCCUAAUGAAAUGCAGUCCAAAAAAGCCUCAGCCGUAUCGUAUGAAGAAGCGUUGCACCCUCCCUUAUCUAGUUUUUUGUCCAAGAACAGAACAUCCUUUGUUGAAGACAUGGAAAUUCCUUCUGUGGAUGUGAUUCCAAGUGCUAGGAAGCUAGGGGAGCCUAUUCGAUCAGCUAUUCCUUUACAUCCACCAUACCACCCUUCAGAGCCUCGAGCACCCUGUCCCAUAGGAAAGGAAUACUUGCGUUCAAGUCACAUCUCCCCUGCCAUGAAUUCUACUGGAGAGGACACAGCAUUUUCUGUGGACUCAGAUAAUAAAGUUCUCUUAACUUCUAAGUUGCCUAAAGAUAGCAAACAGGAAAUGUGUUCAGCUCAGAUCCAAGGCCCUAGGACAAGGAAGUUUCCCAAAGGAAAAAGAUAUGAAAGCAGACCUGCAGUCUCAUCCUGGGAUUCAAUCCUCUCCCAGAGACCAAGAAAGAGGUUAACAGAACAAGAAUUACAUUCAGUUUCUGAGAAACUCUCUCAACGGCUCUCUGAACUAGAUUGGAUGUUAAAAAGUGCCCUGGGUGAUCGAAUUAAAGAUAAGACUGACUAUGAAGAAGACGGUAUUGGAAACGAAGAGAUGGAGAGUAGGAAGGAUGAAACCCUGUCUCAGCACAGUGACAGCAUCAUGGAGUAUGGGCCGAAGAAGCGAAGGCCAGGACUUUCCACGCAUAGAAAGCCACCCUACAGAUCUCAUUCGCUCUCUCCAUCUCCAGUUAACAAAAAUACACUGUUCCAUAUAGAGAGAAAACGUCAGCGAAAGCCAAAAGAAACAGAUAUUCGCCAAUUCCAAGCAAAGGCACUAACUGAAGCAUUUGAAAGGGAACUAAGAAGAAAUAAAGUUCAAGAGAAUAUUGGAUCUCUAGGAAUAAAUGAGGAGGAAACAGAAAAAACAUACAGAGAAGCUGCUCAUAAAGGAACUCCAAAACGUAGUCAGCCCUGGAAGACUUACUCUAGAAAAGCCACAACUCCAAGUCCAAGAGGUGGCUUGCCAAAGCCAAAUAAAGCAGUUCCAAUGAAAGUAAAUGAACACAGUCUCCUGCCCCUCAUGCUGGAGCAGUUUCCAUUUCUCUAUGUUUCUGGCCAAACACUAAGCAAAAUGUGGAAACAGCAAAUUACACAGGUUGAACAGCUCAAAAAAGAUGCAUAUAGAGAAAAUCGAUCAAAGAAAAAACUCCAGGAUGAAAUAGAAGAAGCCUUAAAAAGGCAUGACCUCCUUACUGCACUUGUCAAGAAAGAAUAUGAACAUAACAGGAGACUGCAAGACUUCAAGGACCGCAUUCAUAGGCAGAAGUUGACACAGUCAAAGAUAACAGAAAAUCGGCAGCAGAUCGUCCGUGCCCGAAAAUACUACGAUGAUUAUAGAGUUCAGUUGCGUGCAAAAAUGAUGCGAAUGAGGACCCGGGAAGAAAUGAUAUUUAAGAAAUUGUUUGAAGAAGGUUUACAAAUUCAAAAGCAAAGAUUACGAGACCUAAGAAACUAUGCCAGAGAAAAACGAGCUGAACAAAAGAUACAGCACCAGAAUGAACUAGACUCGAUGGAGAACUACUAUAAAGACCAGUUUUCAUUGCUGGCAGAAGCCAUAUCCCAAGAACGUCAGGAACUCAAAGCCAGAGAGAAAUCCCAGGCCCAGACACUGUAUAAGGUGAAGAGGGAGCUGAGAUCGAAGAUGGAGAAGGAAAUUCAGCAACUGCAGCACAUGAUAACCCAGAACGACGAGGACUCUUUCUUCCGGGAAUUAGAAGCUGAGCGCUUCAGAGCUCGGCUUCAUCUGGCUUCUUUUCAGUACAGUAAGAAUCCCUUCCUCUGAGGCCCGAUUUUAUAAGUGCUUUCUGGAAGCCUUGACUAGGACAGAGCUAGAACUGAGCCAGUAAAGAGUCUAAACCAGGAGACUCAUUUCUAUAUGCCUUACUUAUAUAUUCACUCCAAUACUUUUUAUGAUGUAAUUUUUUUUAAAUAAAAAUCAUUUUCUCCAAGUA
Lutra lutra (Eurasian river otter) is the source of this 3023-nucleotide messenger RNA. It is a transcript of the gene CEP95, whose product is annotated as centrosomal protein 95. The transcript has 21 exons. Bases 755 to 2854 code for a protein of 699 amino acids. NCBI's taxonomy places the organism in Eukaryota, Metazoa, Chordata, Mammalia, Carnivora, Mustelidae. The record is from RefSeq and is a predicted model, not a curated record. Gene Ontology annotation, cellular component: spindle pole; centrosome.